This is a messenger RNA of Mizuhopecten yessoensis (Yesso scallop), 2825 nucleotides long. Its product is annotated as galactose-3-O-sulfotransferase 2-like. Lineage: Eukaryota; Metazoa; Mollusca; Bivalvia; Pectinida; Pectinidae. The record is from RefSeq and is a predicted model, not a curated record. Gene Ontology annotation, biological process: glycolipid biosynthetic process. The transcript is spliced from 3 exons. Gene Ontology annotation, cellular component: membrane. The coding region runs from base 749 to 2284 and encodes 511 amino acids. Gene Ontology annotation, molecular function: galactosylceramide sulfotransferase activity.
UGCGGCGUGUAUUGACCAUAACAAUGGACUACUGUUGUUUACCUCUGGCGUAAACACGAUAAUUACACUAAGUACGGCACAUACACCUGGCGGGGAACGAGCACUUCACACAGUGUAUGUGGAACCGCUGCUCCCUCCGUAUUCGGCUUUCAGACUCCGUUUGGCGUUGUCAGUGUUUCCUCAAUCGAUAAAAUAAACCAGCUGCUGAAUCAUCGACGACUCUGGGACUGCUCCUCUACACCUAGCCCCGGGACCGCCACACCUUGUCCACGUCCGUCAUCUCCCCUCCGUUAUCAGGUCUGUGACUCAGGUGGGAAGUAAAGCAGUGAAACCCAAAUGGAACUUGUAGAGAAGGUCUAUGACCAGCUGAUGGGAACACUUCUGUUGUAUAAUUGGUGAUGAACUAUUGUUUCAUUUCGUGGGAAGGAUACCGUCGUACCCGUCAAACAUUUAACGCACUGUACGUGUAGUAUGAUGUUUCCUACCAUAUUGAGCUCGCGUACACCUCUUGGUGCGUCAAACUCGAGAGGGAGGCGCUUGUUAUUGAUUUUCCAGAGGAAAUGCUAAGAACCAAAAUCUCACUUGGUGGCCACCAUCUGUAAGAGAGUCACUCAGCAACCGUGUGGGAGCGCACACUGACGGACGUGUGGAUUCUUACUUCUAUCUUAAAAGGAUUUUUCACGAGGACGACACACAUGCGCGUGUGGAGUGACGUGGGACAUUCGGUUGUGUGUCCGUUGUAUCCGACAUGACACGUUAUAAUAAUCUCACGAUGUCUCCAACAAGGUUCUUGUAUUUUAUUUGUGUCAUGUUUUGUACAAGCGUUUUCCUGUACAUCGGAAUACCCAUGGAGGGUAUUUCAAGACACCGGCUUGUCAGCAACCUUCUGGUCAAUACGUCUUCAGGAACGAUAGUCCGUCCCUUUCAACUACGCUUUCCGAUUACUGAUGAAAGCCAAGAUAAAGUUCAAUUCAUGGCAGCUACAGAUACACAACAUGUCAAUCAAACAUUUUCUCAUGUUGCAACAGAAAGUUUCCCACAGAAGAAAACUAACGCAGUUUUUCUGAAAGUGCACAAAGCCGGAAGUACAACAAUCAUGAAUAUAUUCCUACGCUUCGGUAUUUCAAAUAAAUUAAAUAUAGUACUUCCCAGUAAAGAGGAUGGAUAUGGGUUUAAUUACCUUGGAUACGGAAAGACGGUCGAUAAAAAUACUAUAGUGCCUGUUCCGCACAAUGAAACGUACAAUAUAUUGUGUAAUCACGUGGUCUACAACCGCCAUGCGUUCCGUGACAUCAUGCCCGAAGACACAGAGUAUGUGGGGAUAGUCCGAGAGCCUGUUUCACACUUCCUGUCUGCCUCAGUUUACUACCGGUUUAUCCAAACGAUUCAAAAAUAUUCCAGUUUAUCAAACCAAUCAGCGCCAGCUGAAGUUAUACAUGAGUAUUUCAGGCACCAGGAUAAAUACCGGAAUAUACGGACAGUUUUCGUGAGGAAUAGAAUGUCAUAUGAUUUUGGUCUUCCUCCGUCUCGUUUUGACGACAACAUUUACGUAGAAAAUUUCAUAAAUGAUCUAGCUAGUGACUUUAAGUUAGUUAUGGUGAUGGAGUAUUUCCCUGAGUCCCUAGUGCUCCUGAAGCGAUACUUAGGUUGGGGGUUGAUUGACAUAGUUUACGUCCCUCUUAAUAUCAACAGAAGUAAACCUAGAAAACACGUCAGUCUAUUUCCGGCUGAUAUGAGCAAACUAAAACAAUGGAACAAUGCAGAUUUCCGGUUGUAUGAUUUUUUCAAAAGACGAUUUCUAGCUCAAAUACAGGCAGAGGGACCAUCUUUUCACGAAGAAGUUCAACAUUUUAAAACAGUUCAAAGUUAUGUGCAAAGUUUCUGUUAUGAUUCUCGACUAAGGAAGCCAUUGACAGUACGCGCUUCUAAAUGGAAUGAAGAAUUUCAUCUUUGGAUAGACCAUUGCAGAAUUAUGACAAUGUCCGAAAUCCCGUUACUUAAAAUGCUUAUACAGCAUGCUAAAUAUAAAUACAAUAAAUCAGGAGGUGACGUUGCAAACAAAUUAUCAUCGAGUGAAAAACCACGCAAAGUCGAUAGACCUUCAAAUAAAAAUACUAGAUACACAAAAUAUGGUAGGAGGCAAACGUAUGCUUCAAAGAGAAACACACCCUGGCCAAAGACAAAACAACAGUGGUAUAGUGGAAACAUAAAUAGACCGAGGUUAGAAACCAAACUACAAUGGAAAAAACCCAUUAAACUAGUAAACAGACAAAACAACAGUUGAACAGUGGAAAAAUAAACAGACCUAGGUUAGUAACCAAACUACAAUGGAAAUUACACCAAACGAGUAAACAGACAAAACAAAAAUGGAAAAAUACAAACACUGUGUUUAGAGACAAAAUAACCAUGGAAAAUACAUAAACAAAUAAAAAAAAAAUAACGCGAAAAGGCACGCACAUGGAGAAACACAGUGUUUACUUUUGCCCCGAAACUCGUUAUAGCAUCGCAAGGAAGUAAAUAAAAAUGAAAACACGAAGUAGAAUGACAAUAAAAAUUAAAAAUUUAAACGAAAAAUAAAAUGACAAAUCACCAACCAAACUGACCAAAUAUACACAAUAUUGUAAGCAAAAUAUACACAAAGAAGUGACUUACCAACAAAUAGUCACAAAGCAUACACACAAAAUAUUAAUGCAACAUUCUCACAAAUCUCACAAUUACCUGAAAUAAAGUCAGUACAAUACACAAAACUACCCAGUUGUGCCAUUGUGAUUCUCAUAACACAACGAAUGUUUCCAUUAAAGAAAUACAUAAAUUAUGUGAAAGGG